AUGGAUGUCUCUGGAAGCUUGACCUGCGUCGUCGUAUCUGUAGAUGGAAGCGAGGUGAGCAUGGAAGCUCUAAGGUGGGCUCUAGACAACCUCAAGCUCUCAUCGUCUUCUCCCGAUUCAUCAUUCGUCGUCCUCCACGUUCAGCCUCCGCCUUCUAUCGCCGCAGGCGUUAACCCCGGCGCCAUACCUUUCGGUGGUCCCAGUGACGUGGAGGUUCCUGCUUUCGCCGCUGCGAUUGAACAACAUCAGAAACGGAUCACUGAUGCGAUACUCGAACACGCUCGUCAAAUCUAUGCUGAUAGAUCAGUGAAUGUGAAAACGCAAGUGGUUGUUGGAGAUCCCAAGGAUAAGAUCUGUGAGACUGUUGAGAAUUUGAAAGCUGAUCUGCUUGUCAUGGGAUCUCGGGCUCAUGGUCCUAUUAAGAGGAUGUUUCUGGGAAGUGUAAGCAACUACUGCACCAACCACGCUCCAUGUCCUGUUAUGAUAAUUAAACCCAAGGAGGAUUCUUCUGAAUAAUCAGGUAAAAAGUUAUACCUUCUUGCAAAUCAUGCCUUCAGCCUUCAGCCUUCUUGUAAAUUAUGUCAGACACUUGCAAUCAAUUGUUCACCCUUUACAAUGGUCCUCAAUCUUUAUCCACAUACCCUAUUGUUCAUGUCGAAACCAACCUAAUAUUUCCGUGAUUUUGAGGUGAUUCUCAGUAGUGUGUGUUUUAUCUCUAGAUUUUAUCGAUGUCAAAGUUUUUCUACAGCCUAUCCAACAGAGCUAUCUAAUCAUCUCCAUUUCUCAGGGAAAUGUGCACAUAUAGGAUAUCAAAACCAUUUCUGGAAUUUUGUGAAGCUAUGGAAGUAGAGCAAAAAA
Messenger RNA from Eruca vesicaria subsp. sativa (arugula), 858 nucleotides. The record is from the annotation of a GenBank genome assembly. NCBI's taxonomy places the organism in Eukaryota, Viridiplantae, Streptophyta, Magnoliopsida, Brassicales, Brassicaceae.